AGAUUCAGCCAACUCUCCAGGAGAAACACGCCAUGAAACAAGCUGUGAUUGAAGUCAUGAACAUGAAGAUCCAGCAGCUACAGAGUCAGCAGGGGUCACAGACGGUCGGGACCAGCAAGGCCUGAACGCACCAACGCUUUCUGAAUGUCCCCACAGGAACGUCUACCAACACUGUUGUGAUGCUUUCCUCCCUUGAUUAUUAAAGUGGUUACUAGACCUUAAAGUUGGACAGUUUUUUUUUUAAAUAUCAUCUCUACAUUUUUUCCUGAAUAAAAUGUUUUAAAAAGUUCCA
Molecule: messenger RNA, 292 nt
Organism: Oryzias melastigma (Indian medaka)
Lineage: Eukaryota; Metazoa; Chordata; Actinopteri; Beloniformes; Adrianichthyidae
Product: prefoldin subunit 5
Biological process (GO): regulation of DNA-templated transcription; protein folding
Cellular component (GO): prefoldin complex; cytoplasm
Source: RefSeq, a predicted model, not a curated record